Molecule: messenger RNA, 773 nt
Organism: Arabidopsis arenosa
Lineage: Eukaryota; Viridiplantae; Streptophyta; Magnoliopsida; Brassicales; Brassicaceae
Source: the annotation of a GenBank genome assembly
AAAUCCCUAAGAGUUUCCGUCAAUGUCUUCUCGCCGGAGAGUUCUUCUUAAGGUUAUCAUUCUCGGUGAUAGCGGGGUUGGGAAGACUUCGUUGAUGAAUCAGUUUGUGAAUCGAAAGUUUAGUAAUCAGUAUAAAGCCACGAUUGGAGCAGAUUUUUUGACUAAAGAGGUUCAAAUUGAUGACAGAAUCUUCACUUUACAGAUUUGGGAUACUGCUGGGCAAGAAAGAUUUCAAAGUUUGGGAGUCGCGUUUUACCGAGGAGCGGAUUGUUGUGUUCUUGUGUAUGAUGUCAAUGUUAUGAAAUCUUUUGAUAAUCUUAAUAACUGGAGGGAAGAGUUCUUGAUUCAGGCUAGUCCAUCGGAUCCUGAAAACUUUCCGUUUGUCGUCUUGGGGAACAAAACCGAUGUUGACGGUGGCAAGAGCCGAGUGGUUUCUGAGAAAAAGGCAAAGGCAUGGUGUGCAUCUAAAGGAAACAUUCCUUACUUUGAGACUUCCGCCAAAGAAGGGUUCAAUGUAGAUGCGGCUUUCGAAUGCAUAACUAAAAAUGCAUUCAAGAAUGAACCUGAAGAAGAACCGUACCUUCCCGACACCAUUGAUGUUGCUGGAGGUCAGCAACAAAGAUCAACAGGGUGUGAAUGCUAAUCAAGCAAAAAUUUGUUGCAGAUAUAUUGUUUUGUUUGGCACAUUUGAUUUUGUACCAAUAUAUUAUAACUUUCGGAAAUGUAAUUUCAGUUCAUUGAAUUACAGAUUGUAAUGAAUUGGGUUCCUUUUU